AUGCCAAGCGCAACGUCGCUUCCGCCGGGUCCUGACCCCACCCUCCACCUCCCGCGCAUCCUCUGCCUCCACGGCGGCGGCGUCAACGCAUCCGUCUUCAAGGUUCAGUGCCGGGCUCUCAUCUCCCGCCUCAAGAACGACUUCCGUCUCGUCUUUGUCGACGGGCCCUUCAUCUGCGCCCCGCACCACGACAUCGUCUCCGUCUACGGCGACUAUGGGCCGUUCCGUCGCUGGCUGCGAUGGCUCCCCGAGCACCAGGCCGUCGACGCCGAGACAGCCUCGGCCGAGAUCCACUUCCAGCUGCGCAUGGCCAUGGACGACGACGAUGCCCUCGGCGCCACGGGCGAGUGGGUCGGUCUGUUGGGCUUCAGCCAGGGAGCCAAGAUCAGUGCGAGCUUGAUGUACACGCAGCAGAUGCUCAAGCAGAAGUACGGCAAGCGCAUCGCGUCGGCGGGCGGCUCGGCGGACUGGAAGUUCGGAGUGUUGCUGGCCGGGCGGGCGCCAUUGAUCGUGCUGGACGACCGGUUAGAGGCGGCGCAGGGUGUCGGUGAUGCCGCCGAGGCAAGCGUCGAGUUCCAUGACUGGCCAAACGGCUCGUCCAACGAUCACAUCCUCAAGCUCCCGACGAUCCAUGUGCACGGCCUUAAGGACGCCGGGCUGGACCAUCACCGGAGGUUGUUGAAGCAGUACUGCCAGCCGGGGACAACGCGGCUGGUUGAAUGGGAUGGCGCACACCGCGUCCCGAUCAAGACGUGGGACGUGGAGGCGGUUGCGUCGCAAAUACUGGAUCUGGGGCGUGAGCUUGGGGUCGUGAGUCAAAAGGAGAAUGCCGCCAUCGUCCGCGACCUCUCACCGCGUGGUAUACACACCCGUUGGAACGGCAUGAUAGCCCCUCUUCCCGACCCUGUGCGUCAGCUCACUCCUCCAGUCCUCCCCUCGGGCGAGCUUCUCAAUGGCCUUUUCAAAAGUCCACUCGGGCCUCCACCCGAGCUCCCUGACCGCCCUCGAAGAGUCGUACACCCGGUCCAGCCGGUCCAGGAACCUCCAUCCAAGCUUCUCAAACACAGCCGCGCACCCGGGCACGGCCUCCCGAAAAACGGCGCCCGCGUCUGCAUCCAAGCGCCGCAGAAGCGCCGGGGCCCCUCCGUCCGCGUCGUCGGCCCGCGAGAACGGCGGCGGGGCGGAGACGAUGUACUUCGCGAAGCCGAUGUCGGCCGCCCUCGCCAUGGCGCACACCACGGCGGAGACGACGUCGGCGAUGUCCGCCCGGCGGUAGGCCAGCUCGCAGACCUUGAGGUUCGCGUCGGCCAUGGCGGCGCGGCGGUCCUCGUCGUCGUCGGCCUCGGGGAAGAAGCGAGACGUGCGGAGGACGAGCACGGGGAGGGAGGACUGGCGGUGGGCGAGGGCGCAGAGGUCCUCGGCCGCGCACUUUGUCGCGCCGUAGAUAUUCUUGGGGACGGGGACGACGGACUCGUCGAUCCAGGCGGCGGGCCGUCCCGGGGCCGGGGACAGGGCGCCGCCAAACGCCGAGGUCGUCGAGACGAAGACGAAGGACGCGAUGCGCGCGGGGCCCAGGGCGGCGGCCUCCUCGAGGAGGACGAGGGUGCCGGUGAUGUUUGUGUCGACAAAGGCGGACUUUGGGUGCGACUCGACGUGGGGCUUGUGCAGGGUCGCUGCGUGGACAAUGUGGUUCUGGGCGAGAACGGCGGCGACGAGGGGGCGGUCCGUGACGGAGCCGACGACGGUAGUCGUCUCCGAGGGGAGGAUGUCGAUGCCCAAGGGGGUGUGGCCCUGCGAGGGGAGCGUGAGCAUGAGGGCGGCGCCGAGGUGGCCGGACGAUCCGGUGACGAGGACGGUGUAGGGUGA
Messenger RNA from Colletotrichum spaethianum, 1866 nucleotides. RefSeq names its product esterase citA. The record is from RefSeq and is a predicted model, not a curated record. The transcript has 3 exons. NCBI's taxonomy places the organism in Eukaryota, Fungi, Ascomycota, Sordariomycetes, Glomerellales, Glomerellaceae. The coding region runs from base 1 to 1866 and encodes 621 amino acids. Gene Ontology annotation, cellular component: cytoplasm; nucleus. Gene Ontology annotation, biological process: secondary metabolite biosynthetic process.